UGUUUUCGAUGUCUGAAUCUAAAGCUGUAACCGUAGAGUUUAAAAGACUUCUCCAACCUCCAGGAAGAAAACCAAUUACAAAUAAUGAUAUGAAAUGCCUAGGCCUAAUUGCUAUAUGGGGGCAAGCAUCUGUGAUAUCUGUGAAUAAGGGGUAUCCAAGGUUUACAAAACGCUUUCAUCAAGUAUUUGGAAUCGAUACCUUUUGUCUUUCCUAUGGCUAUGAUUCGUAUCGGUGGAAAGUUGCAUACUUUUGUUGGAUGGCAAUAAUUAUUAUUGCUUUCUUAGUUGGUGAACUUUGGUGGCUUUCUGAAGGAAAUUUUCAGAAAUCCUUCUUUAGAAACAAGUCUAUUUGCGAACAAAAAAUGAAGAUGCUUUCUUAUAUCAACUAUGAGGAUUAUGCUAAUUUACCAGAAUUUACUUGGGAAGAGAUUAAUGAGAGAGUUCAGCGUGGGGCGUAUUUGGUCGUUUGCGACGGAUUCGUGGUGGAUAUUCUUGAUUGGGCUUAUUCUCAUCCAGGAGGUAGCAAAAUACUAGUAAAUGUUAUUGGAACAGAUAUUACGAAUGAUUUUUACAAUACACAUCAAAGAAUAGAUAUUGAUGAAGAGAUAGAUUCUCCGGAAGUUUUACUUAUUCCAAAAGACAUAUCCUCUGGAAAUAUUCCAUCUGUGCUUACAAAGUAUUUAAGUCACCUUCAAGGAGUGUCAUUGCCUCGGAAACUGUCCACAAUUUCCAGAUUAAUUGAUAAUAUUAACAAAAUGUACUAUCUAAAGACACCAUUAGCGCAACAUAAUCAUAGUAGGUUUGCCACACAAAGAAUGGCGUCAAUGGUAAUAGGCAAAGUGGUUGAAAAAAGACAUUUGACCAUAAAUGAUAAUUGCUCUUUUUCUACUUUUUCUACAAUUCAAGAAAGCGAAAAGACUUACUCUGAACUUAAUAGAACAUUUAUAAUUAAAAAUAUUCAAUUUCAUCGUUAUAAACUUACAAACAAAGUAAUGGUUAAUGCAAAUGUUAAAUAUCCUGUAAUAAGAUUUACGUUUUCUAGAAUACAUCAGGAUGAGAAUGUUAUUGGAAAUCAAAAAUUCUUGCCCGGACAUUAUAUUGAAAUGCAAUCUAGAAAGGAGCAACUAAUAGGAUAUGAAAUUCAAGCUCGUGGUCCAUUUGAUAUUUGUAAUAGACCUAGACCACAUCUUUUGCCUACAAAGCCAUUAACUUUUGCACCGUACUCUAAUUUGGGAAAAGGCUUUUAUUCACCAACAAGUCCUUACGCAAGUCCUUACACUGUAUUUACUGGAAUAUCGUCACUGAUAAAAACUUCUCUAUUAAACCCAAAUUGUUUGGAUGGUGGUACUGGAAUAACGCCAAUGCUACAGUUAAUUAAGUAUUAUCUGGAACGGUCAAUAAAACGAAAUAACGACACCAAACGAAAUUUUAGUUUUAAACGAAUGCAUUUAUUAUUUGGAAACCAUAAAAUUGUAGAUAUAAUUGAUGGUAUAUUACUCGAAGAUAUGGCACUUUCAAGCGGAGGACAACUUACUAUAACAUACUGUCUCACAGAUCCGCCUCCAGAUUGGGUUGGUUUUCAAGGGAGAAUUAAUCUACAAAUAUUACAAAGCUGGAUGAAUAUAUCGCAGGGUAUAAUAUCAACUAAUCAGCAAACCAAAAUCAAGUCGCAAACAACAGCGGAAGAUAGUAAUUAUAUGUAUAUUCUUCAAGAUCAUUAUAAACCAUCUAACUCUGACGAACAGAGUAAGAGUCCUUCGCCAGAUAUCGGCUCUAAAUCACAGUUAUCACUUUUAUCUCAUGAAACAGCAGAUACACUGAAUUCUACAACAGCACCGAAUUCAAGAGAAAUAAAUGUACCAAUGGAAAAAUCAGGAAUAUCUGAAAAAAAAAUUAAGCUGGAUUUAGUAAAUUCAAUGCAAUGGAAUGAUGUAAUACAAAAAAAAAUUAUCGUUUGUGGACCAUUUAAUAUGAUGAUAGCUGUUGAAGAAGCUUUGCUUAGUAUGGGAUAUAAUGAGCAGGAUAUUGUUAUGCUAUAUUAA
This is a messenger RNA of Dentiscutata erythropus, 2042 nucleotides long. NCBI's taxonomy places the organism in Eukaryota, Fungi, Glomeromycota, Glomeromycetes, Diversisporales, Gigasporaceae. The record is from the annotation of a GenBank genome assembly.